UUGAGGCUUAGGUUGGUCGCCCACAGUGAACUGCAGCUACCGAUUCUCACAUUGAUGGAAGUCGAGGAGUGAGACUUCUGUUGUCCGCUCUUGAAGUGAAUCAGUGCGUGAGUGAGGAGGCAUCGGACACCGUAGGCUGAGUUUUGAAGUGAGCGCAAGCCAGGGAUCGAGCAGGUUUCGGAAGAAGGGUUCCCUGCUCCUUUUCGCCGUACACGUAUUUCUUUCUGUUUCUCUCGGGCAGUGGACAUAAGUUUUCACCAUGCCGGUGUUUCACACAAAGACGAUAGAAAGUAUCCUGGAGCCGGUGGCUCAGCAGAUAUCACAUCUUGUGAUAAUGCACGAGGAAGGUGAGGUGGACGGAAAGGCGAUCCCAGACCUCAGCGCACCGGUGCAAGCGGUACAGUUGGCUGUCAGCAACCUCGUCCUGGUGGGUAAGGAGACCGUGCAGACCACAGAGGACCAGAUUAUGAAAAGGGACAUGCCCCCUGCAUUCAUCAAGGUGGAGAAUGCGUGUGGCAAGCUGGUGCAGGCGGCGUCGAUGCUGAAGGCCGACCCGUACUCCGUGCCGGCGCGAGACUACCUCAUCGAUGGCUCGCGGGGCAUCCUCUCCGGAACCUCCGACCUCCUCCUGACCUUCGACGAGGCCGAGGUGCGCAAGAUCAUCCGUGUGUGUAAAGGCAUCCUGGAGUAUCUGGCUGUGGCUGAGGUGGUGGAGUCAAUGGAAGAUCUCAUCACAUACACAAAGAAUCUGGGACCAGGCAUGACGAAGAUGGCGAAGAUGAUUGACGAGCGACAGCAGGAACUGACUCAUCAGGAGCACCGCGUCAUGCUCGUCAACUCCAUGAACACCGUCAAGGAGCUCCUACCUGUCCUCAUCUCAGGCAUAAAGAUCUUUGUGACGACCAAGACGUCUGGCAGCCAGGGCGUGGAGGAGGCCUUGAAGAAUCGCUGCUUCACGGUGGACAAGAUGAGCGCCGAGAUCCACGAGAUCAUCCGAGUGCUGCAACUCACCUCUUGGGAUGAAGACGCAUGGGCCAACAAGGACACGGAGGCCAUGAAGAGGGCGCUGGCACUCAUCGACUCCAAGAUGGCGCAGGCCAAGAACUGGCUCAGGGACCCCAACGCCCAGCCAGGUGAUCCGGGUGAGCAGGCCAUCCGUCAGAUCCUGGACGAGGCGGGUAAGGUGGGCGAGCUGUGUGCCGGUAAGGAGCGCCGGGACAUCGAGGGCACCGCCAAGGCCCUGGGGCAGAUGACCGACCAGGUGGCAGACAUGCGCGCCAGGGGCCAGGGUGCGAGUCCUGUGGCCAUGCAGAAGGCUCAGCAGGUGGCUGGUGGUCUGGACACGCUGGCCGGCAAAGUGGAGAACGCGGCACGCAAGCUGGAGGCCAUGACCAACUCCAAACAAGCCAUCGCCAAGAAGAUAGACGCCGCUCAGAACUGGCUGGCAGACCCCAACGCGAGCCCCGAGGGGGAGGAGCACAUCAAGUCCCUGCUGGCCGAGGCUCGGAAGAUCGCCGACCUCUGCGAAGACCCCAAGGAGAGGGAAGACAUCCUGCGCUCCAUGGGGGAGAUCGCGGCCCUCACCGCCAAGCUGUCCGAGCUCAAGAGACAGGGUAAAGGGGACACCCCUGAGGCCAGGGCUCUGGCCAAGCAGAUCGCCACCGCGCUGCAGAACCUGCAGUCCAAGACCAACAAGGCGGUGGCCAACAGCCGUCCGGCCAAGGCGGCCGUGCACCUGGAGGGCAAGAUCGAGCAGGCGCAGCACUGGAUAGACAACCCCACCCUGGACGACAACGGAGUGGGCCAAGCAGCCAUCCGUGGCCUGGUUGCCGAGGGCCGUCGCCUGGCCAACGCGUUGCCGGGGCCCCUGCGCCAGGAGCUGCUGGGCAAGUGUGAGCAGGUGGAGCAGCUGAUGGCCCAGCUGGCGGACCUGGCGGCCCGGGGAGAAGGGGACUCGCCACAGGCACGCGCCAUCGCACAGCAACUACAGGAAGCACUCAAGGAUUUGAAGGGUCAGAUGCAGGAGGCCAUGACCCAGGAGGUGUCGGACAUCUUCAGUGACACCACCACCCCCAUCAAACUCCUGGCGGUGGCUGCCACCGCCCCACCUGACGCCCCCAACCGGGACGCGGUGUUUGACGAGCGCGCUGCCAACUUUGAGAACCAUGCCAACCGGCUGGGUGCCACGGCCGAGAAGGCUGCAGCUGUGGGCACGGCCAACAAGUCCACCGUGGAGGGCAUCCAGGCCGCCGUGAAGUCCGCCAGGGAGCUCACACCUCAGGUGGUGUCUGCUGCCAGGAUCCUGCUGAAGAACCCAGGCAACCAGGCUGCGUACGAGCACUUUGAGACCAUGAAGAACCAGUGGAUCGAUAACGUGGAGAAGAUGACUGGCCUGGUGGACGAGGCGAUCGACACCAAGUCGCUGCUGGACGCGUCCGAGGAGGCCAUCAGGAAAGACCUGGAGAAGUGCCAGGUGGCCAUGGCCAAUCACCAGCCCCAGAUGCUCGUCGCUGGGGCCACCAGCAUCGCGCGCCGUGCCAACCGCAUCAUCCUGGUGGCCAAGCGCGAGGUGGAGAACUCCGAGGACCCCAAGUUCCGGGAGACGGUGAAGGCCGCCUCGGACGAACUCAGCCAGACCAUCUCGCCCAUGGUGAUGAACGCCAAGGCCGUGGCCGCAAACAUCCAAGACCAAGGCUUGCAGAAGGGCUUCCUGGACUCUGGCUACAAGAUCCUGGGGGCGGUGGCUAAGGUCAGGGAGGCCUUCCAGCCCCAGGAGCCCGACUUCCCCCCUCCCCCUCCAGACCUCGACCAGCUCCACAUCAACGACGAGGCCGCCCCGCCCAAGCCCCCCCUGCCGGAGGGUGAGGUGCCCCCACCGCGGCCCCCUCCCCCCGAGGAGAAGGACGAGGAGUUCCCGGAGCAGGCGGCCGGCGAGGUGGUCAGCGAACCCAUGAUGUUGGCCGCCAGGCAGCUGCACGACGAGGCGCGCAAGUGGUCCAGCAAGGGUAACGACAUCAUCGGUGCGGCUAAGCGAAUGGCCUUGCUGAUGGCCGAGAUGUCCCGUCUGGUGCGUGGCGGCAGUGGCAACAAGCGUGCCCUCAUCCAGUGUGCCAAGGACAUCGCCAAGGCCUCCGACGAGGUCACGCGACUGGCCAAGGAGGUCGCCAAGCAGUGCACCGACAAGAGAAUCCGGACCAACCUCCUGCAGGUGUGUGAGCGUAUCCCCACCAUCAGCACACAGCUGAAGAUCCUCUCCACUGUCAAGGCCACCAUGUUGGGUCGUACAAACAUCAGCGAGGAGGAGUCCGAGCAGGCCACGGAGAUGUUGGUGCAUAACGCCCAGAACCUGAUGCAGUCAGUGAAGGAGACGGUGCGGGAGGCCGAGGCCGCCUCCAUCAAGAUCCGCACGGACGCCGGCUUCACCCUGCACUGGGUCCGCAAGACACCCUGGUACCAGUAAAGCAGAGGGGGAACCAGAGGUCGGGCCUGAACCGUACUGUACCGGGCCUGAGUCAAGACUCCGGGCCAGACUCGGACCGGACCGGACCGUCACAACACAACACAGCAAAGCAAAGCACAGCACAGAUGAGAGUUGUGCAGUAGAGUACUAAAGUAGGGGUUAAUUACUGUUAGUGCCUCUAUUCUACCACUCUACUCCAUACUCUUCCUUCUGUGACAACCAGGGCUGCAUUUCCCAACCCCAUAGUUGCUAGCCAGGAAGAGUACUCGAAUAAUCUGGUUCAGUAGUACUACUGACCCAGGUUGAGCUAAUCUUGAGGUAGUGGUAAAUCAUCUAAUAGAAGAGCCUGGAGUUCUCAUUUUCUUAACUAAAUGACACCUGUGGGAUAUCUAUUAGCAGGUUUACCAUUUCUUGUAGGUUAACUAAGUCAGAUUCAUAACUAAACCAUGUUCUUGAAAUACCGCCCAGGGUGCGUUUCUCAACUGCAUUGACGUAAGCUAGUAAGUAAGUUAGUCAUUUAAUUUACUUGGUUGCAGUGCAAUUAGUUUAGCAAAGAUACAUUGGAGAAACAGGGCCCAGUUAAGUUAGCAACUGAAUUAGUUGUCAUGGGGCACUUGCAUUGUGUCACACUGCACAUCAAUAACUUAUGUUUGCAAGUGCAACUAUGGUUUUGGGAAAGUCCCAGUGAGAGAGCAGCCCUUGGUUUCAACAAAGAGUUGCAGCCAAAAUCCUAGAGUAAGGACCAUUGUUGUAGCUGGGUCGUAACGUUCACUGAAAAAAAACAAACAAAAAAAGCAUUGCUUUCACUAUUUUUUGUAUGGGUAUCUUAUUUUUUAACAAAGUUGUUCCUUUUCCCCCCACCAUGGGUAACUUUUUUUGUCAGUUGUCAAAAGCUAUCUUAGCGGAAUGUUAGAUAAGGGACAACCAAUGCAACUGGGUAAUUCAUUUUUGUACUAUGUAAAGAAAUACUUUGUCGUUGAAUUUUUUUGAGAAGAAUCCUGAGUAUAUAUUUUCUGUGGAGGUUUGAUUUUUGGUAUUACAUAGAGGUGGUUAUUUUCUGUCUCACUCUGUGAGGGGUUGAAACUUUAGGAUCUUUUCAAUGUUCAUUUGUUUUUGGAGGGGGGCAUUUUUUAAUAUCUUUAUACUGGUUAUAUAUAUGACAUUUUUUGUGUACUGAAGAAGUCAUUUCUUUUGCCUGGACAACCAUUUUAGCUCACAGAAAAAAAUAGCCUAUAGCCUUAUAUAGUUGGUUUGACACAAAAUGUAUUCACUGAUAUCGUAGUUUACACAAUAAUGUAAAACAAACACUGCUCUGGCACUCACAGUAUACAAUGAUGGUGACCUAAGGAAUGAUGAUUCUACACAAUGUGCUUUUGCUGUUCCACAAGUAUUCCUAACAGAAGGCCUACAGUAUAUACAUAACGUUGUCAGGAAAUACCAAAGAUUGAUGACUAUUUUCAAUUGCUUUCCUGUUCUGCUUAUUAAUCUUAGAUCUUUUGUUUUUAUAUCCAAACACUGUGCAAAGGGCUACAUUCUUGAAACUGUAAUGAAAUGUAAUGUUGGACACAACCAGGGCUGGACUGGGACAAAAAACAAACAAAAAAACACCUGGGCAUUUCUGGCUAUAACUGGCCCCCCACACAUACGAGCCACUCUCAUACUAUCCAGGGGUCCCUUUUCUCGAUUCUUGUCGUUGCUAACCGUCUUAAGACCGUCUUAAGACCGUCUUACCGUUCCCUUGGAUUUAGUGGUGAGCGUCGCUGUCGAGAGAGAGUUGAGUCGUUCGUACGAAGGACUUUGCUAACAACGUUAGCAAAGACGCUUUCGAGAAACGGACCCCUGCUUCACUGCUUUACAUAGUCCACUGUCUGUGUUGAAGAUGGACCAAUGGGCCACUCCUCUUAACUGUGGGCCUGUCCCUCAGGAAAAACAAACAAACAAACAAGUAAACAACCAUAUCGGCCCCUGGGGAGUGACGGCCAACCGGGCACAUGUCCUGUAUGCCAGAUGACCAGUCCAGCCCCGGUCACAAUGUGUAGUACCUGCACAAGAAGGCUGUUGAAUGUCAACCACAUGUCCUAUGUUCCUUUGAAGAAAAUGUGAGCUGUUUGUAAUAUUCAAGUCGUAGAAACAUCAUAAGCAGAGGUGUCAAUCCCGGGUUCAGAAAGUAAACAAAUUGCCACGAACUUGAACGAACCAGCUGUGAAGCAGCUCAUCUCUAUUGAGUACCCAAGGCAUGUAGACCAGCUUCUUGGGGAAGUCACAGAUGUUGGAAGGAAACUAUGGCAGGAUUUUCACUUCGGAUUUGGACCUCUGAUCACAGGUAUCAAGGAGAAGUUUACUGGUCCAUGCUUUUGAACUGGUGGAAAUGUAUCUGUUGUUCAGCACAAGUAGUGGUCACUAGUGUCUUGUCCAGUAGGGACUUUGCUAGACAAAGUCUGUGACCACCGCCAAGUUCAAUGUCUACACUAUACAAUACACUAAGAUUUCUCAUUAUGUGCGUGCAUAUUUAUAAGGAGAAAAGCUCAGGCUUCGCUUCCAUAUAGGAUGUUUUGCUUAAGUAGACCUAGUUUGAAUGUAAAUAUUGAUAUUUGUAGAAUCCUCCCUCCCCCUAACCCAUCUAAUGUGCCUUGGAAUAAAUGGGACUUUUAUCACCAACUAC
This is a messenger RNA of Engraulis encrasicolus (European anchovy), 6122 nucleotides long. Its product is annotated as vinculin. Gene Ontology annotation, cellular component: plasma membrane; actin cytoskeleton; focal adhesion. Gene Ontology annotation, molecular function: beta-catenin binding; alpha-catenin binding; actin filament binding. Lineage: Eukaryota; Metazoa; Chordata; Actinopteri; Clupeiformes; Engraulidae. The record is from RefSeq and is a predicted model, not a curated record. The coding region runs from base 260 to 3460 and encodes 1066 amino acids. Gene Ontology annotation, biological process: cell adhesion. The transcript is spliced from 21 exons.